UUUCAUUUGUUAUCUGUUAUUUUACAUCUGUCAUUUACAAUUCGUUUUUAAUGGUUAUGAAAAUUUAAGGCAUAUAUAUAUAUGUAAAUAUAUGAAUAUAUCUUCAAAGAAAAACUUCAUAGUUGCAGCAUUAAAAUUAUCUUUAGUUUCAACAUGAUACACGUAAAUAAAACAUCUCCAUCAACAAGCAAAACUAACCAUAAAAAGUCAGGAACUACAAAAAGCCGAAAGCAUACAAAAUCAACAUCUUCGGAUAAUCAAGAUGAUGUGAAACGAGACAACGAUUCAACAGAAGGACAAUUCGCGGUUUUUAAAAGUGAUACAAUUGAAUGCUUUGCUGAACAAUUUUUAUAUUCGGAUGAUCUGAAACUUUCUUCAGAAUUUUGUGCUAGACUUGCUGAUGAUGCCACUUAUAAAUUAUAUGAAUUAGUUCAUAAUAUAAAAACAUAUGCACACCCCACAGGUGGGGUUGUGACAACUGAUAUAGUUAAUGAUGCUAUAAGAUCUUCUGAUGUUCCAGCUGUGUUGGGAUCGUCCAAACCAUUUUAUGAAAAUAUAGGUUUUGAAAAGGAUACAGAACCCCAUUAUUUUGUGAAAGAUCAUAUAAUCGAUAUUUUGAAUGAGAUACAAAAGGAAAUCAUCUUUGAACAAACUAGUCAAUUGGGAUUGAAAGUAAAUUAUUUUCAAAUGCAACAGGAUACUGCUUUAAUACAAACAUUUUACACAAAAAUUAGCAGAGGCCUAUUAUCUGGUUCUACUAAAACACUGAAAAGAAUGCUUACAUACAUUAAGAACAGUAGAACAGUUUGAACCUAUUCUUCCAAAUUUAUUAAUUUUAUGUGCUUUAGUGCUGAAAAACUAUUUACAAAUAUUGACAAACG
Ctenocephalides felis (cat flea) is the source of this 881-nucleotide messenger RNA. RefSeq lists its product as uncharacterized. NCBI's taxonomy places the organism in Eukaryota, Metazoa, Arthropoda, Insecta, Siphonaptera, Pulicidae. The transcript has 5 exons. The record is from RefSeq and is a predicted model, not a curated record. The coding region runs from base 154 to 810 and encodes 218 amino acids.